This is a messenger RNA of Rotaria sp. Silwood1, 2072 nucleotides long. NCBI's taxonomy places the organism in Eukaryota, Metazoa, Rotifera, Eurotatoria, Philodinida, Philodinidae. The record is from the annotation of a GenBank genome assembly.
AAUUAUUUUCAAGAUCUCGAAAGUUGAAAAAAAGGGAAAUUGAUAAUAUCUCAUGUUUCAAUAUAAAUAGUAAUACAAUAGCAGUCAAAGCUUCAUCCUUGAACAACUAUGGCAUUGUUUUUUUUUGUAGUGUCCAGCAUAACUUGAUCCAUUGUUUUCUGAUCAAGAAAAUUUUAAUUCUUACUCAAAUUCAUCUAUCUUGUAAUCCAGAAUCUGCUCCACAAAUCGUAGUUGUUUUUGUUUUCUCUUCCGAGUGCUGGAUUUCACGCGUUCGGAUCUUCAAAGGCCGUUCUUUUUUAACUCUGAUUUGCAAGAACAAAUAAGUUGUUGCUCAUGUUGGAUCUCGCGGUAACGUUUGUUUUCUUCUCCAGAUAUGUCGAAGAUCGACAGACAAAGAUUAGUAAAACAAGUAAUUUUUGACUCUUUCGACUCUCUAUAAUAAGGAGAUGUUACAAAACCGUAGAUCGUCAACUACUUGCAUUUCAGAGCUAUUCAACUUCUCCAGACAUAGUUUCUAUUAUGCAAAGGACAGUAUAAACUCAUCCAUGUGUCGUAAUUUUCUCGUUCGAUAGUUAGACUAAUUACAUAGUGUAUAUACAUCAUAUAUGAACAUAUAACAUCUCAUUUAAAACUUUGAAAAAAUUGUUAAAUAUUUUGAAUUUGCAUGAAAUUUAUACAAAGCACUUGAGACAAAAAAGAAAAAAAAAUUUUCUUUUAUUGAUAAACAUCAAACACUUAGUCGAGGUCUGAACUCAGAAAUAACGCUUAAUUUUUUUUUUCUUAUUGUAAGAAACAAUGAGAAAACCUUACAAAGAUUCAUUAGGCCUAUUGUUAUUAUAAUGAUUGUUUUAUUCUACUUGUAAUUGAUAAGACAGAUACUGUCAAAUUCUAACAAUAUGAAAGGUUACAACUUUCCUUUCCUUAAAAAGAAAGGAAAUGCAAAAAAUUUUCUUUCUUUUUCUUUGUGAAAGUGAAAGUGCCACGCCUAUCCAAGUAUAAAUAUGAUGUUUAUUAAAUUAUUCUGACAGUACGAUUCCUUCUCGAGAUAUUAAACAAUCAAGAAACUUUCAUAACGUUCGGAUAAAAAUCAGAACACCCACUCUUUUGAUGAUUCAUUAUCUCGAAAAAAGAAAUCGUACUGUAAGAAGAAUUUAAUAAACACCAAUCUAUACCAUUCGAUCUUUGACUUGCCUCUACGACCGAAAAUUCAGUAAAAUGAUCCUAACCUUGAAAGAGCAAGGUACUGACACAAAUCCUUUUUUUUGGCUUCUACUAGUCUCACUGAAUCCUACAUAGCGACAAACUAUAAAUUCGCUGGGUGUUCAACAAUAAGGAAUGUUCUCUCGUUAAGAUUCUUUUUAAAAAUUUAUUCUACGUUAAAAAAAUGCUGUAAAUUAAUUUCACAUAUAUCUAAACAUAUAAAAUCCUCUUCAAAAUGACUUAUAGAAAUACCUUCAUAGAGUUUAUUGACUGUCUCAAGUAAGUAAAAUAAAGUUAUCUAUAAAAAAAAAUAAGUUUCUGCUUUUAUAAAUAUAAAAUCUUCAAUGUUGUCAAAUGUUGUAAAACACACACUCAGAAAAGAUAUCAUAAUGAUAAGUCCGGUUACUAAUGAGACAAUCCUAAAUAAAUUUGAUAUUUAAACUUUUUAUUAAUAUUAUAUAGCUAACGUUAAAUUCUUCCUCUAUGAUGUUUAAUUUUUUCUUCUGUAGGAAAAAUUAUUUAAAUAUUGACAACAAAAGAAAGUUUAUUCUUUCAUUCAUCAUUUAAAAGAAUUAACUUGUUUUAGAUUACUAAAAUAAAUUUUAUUUUUUUUUAUCUAACGUUCGAGUAAUAUACAACAACAUAUAAUGAAAUAUAUAGCAGUAUUCAUUUAUUUAUUAUUAAUUUUAAUUAUUCGUAUUGAUCAAUAACAAGCUAUUCCUUAUAACUUUUUGUCGAGAAUAUAUUUUCAAUCUUAUCCAUUAUCAUUAGAUGAUACAAAUAAUGAUAUUGAACAAACACAACACGAACGUCUUAAUAAACGUGAUUUUAGACAUUUUCUUAAUGGUCCAACACUAUUUCAACAACAAUAA